CUCCUGAGUCCGUCCAACUUGCCCAUCAGCCUGGACAGCUUUUGGUUCCUGGCACAGAGCUGGCUUAUGGAAGGGGCAUAGCCAGUGCUGGAGGCACCCAGGAUCUGGCGCUGCUGGGAGGCCUGGGGUGGCGAGGCAUGAGGGGUAACAUGGGGGCCCAGUGAGUUCUGAGGCUGGUGGCCGCUCAGAUGGGGCAUCCUGGGAGCUGUCUGCAGGCGGGUCCCAGUGACCACAGAGCUCCCCUGAGAGCCUCGGCCUGGGGAGUGCAGGAGGCCCGGGACAGGCGGCCCGCGGGGGCGAGGACGCGGGAGUCGAUCAACACACCGCGAAGCGGGGCGGCCGACGGAGUCGACCCCGCGUGCCGGGCGCCCCUCCUCGUCCCCGCGGGCGCGUCCCUCUCCAGGCUGGCGGCGGGCGCGCGGGGCCUGGGGCGCGGGCCGGGGGGGGGUCGGCGUGGGUCGUGGCCCGGAAAGCGGGCCGGCGCUGGGAUCCCCCCGGCGGCGCGCGAUGUCUGCGGCCCCUCCCGGGCCCGCACGUCCCCGGGGCCCCUCCCGGCGCGGGCCGCCGCCUCCCUCCGCCCUCCGCGCCCGCCUCCCCGCGUCCCCGCGGGCGGGAGGCGGCCGGGGCCGGGCGGGGCCGCGCCAACGAGCCCACUGCCCGCGGCCGCCGCUGCACCUCGCGGGAGGAGCGGCCCGCGAGGCGCGCGGGGCAUGAAGUUGGGAGCGCGCGGGCCCGGGAGCGGCGCCGCGGUGGAGCCGGGAGCCGCCCGCGUCUAGAGCCCGCUCGGCGCGCCAUGGAGCUCGGAGUCCCGGGGGCGCCGCCGCCGCCGCUGCGGCCGUUGCUGCUGCUGCUGGGGGUCGGCCUCCUGCCCGUGAGCAGCCACGUGGAGACCCGGGCCCACGCAGAGGAACGGCUGCUGAAGAAACUCUUCUCUGGCUACAACAAGUGGUCCCGGCCCGUGGCCAACAUCUCGGACGUGGUCCUGGUCCACUUCGGCCUGUCCAUCGCACAGCUCAUUGAUGUGGACGAGAAGAACCAGAUGAUGACAACCAACGUGUGGGUGAAGCAGGAGUGGCAUGACUACAAGCUGCGCUGGGACCCUGCUGACUAUGAGAAUGUGACCUCCAUCCGCAUCCCCUCUGAGCUCAUCUGGCGGCCGGACAUCGUCCUCUACAACAACGCGGACGGGGACUUUGCCGUCACCCACCUGACCAGGGCCCACCUCUUCCACGACGGGCGGGUCCAGUGGACGCCCCCCGCCAUCUACAAGAGCUCCUGCAGCAUCGACGUCACCUUCUUCCCCUUCGACCAGCAGAGCUGCACCAUGAAGUUUGGGUCCUGGACGUACGACAAGGCCAAGAUCGACCUGGUGAGCAUGCACAGCCGCGUGGACCAGCUGGACUUCUGGGAGAGCGGCGAGUGGCUCAUCGUGGACGCCGUGGGCACCUACAACACCCGCAAGUACGAGUGCUGCGCCGAGGUCUACCCGGACAUCACCUACGCCUUCGUCAUCCGGCGCCUGCCGCUCUUCUACACCAUCAACCUCAUCAUCCCCUGCCUGCUCAUCUCCUGCCUCACCGUGCUCGUCUUCUACCUGCCGUCCGAGUGCGGCGAGAAGAUCACGCUGUGCAUCUCCGUGCUGCUCUCGCUCACUGUCUUCCUGCUCCUCAUCACCGAGAUCAUCCCGUCCACCUCGCUGGUCAUCCCGCUCAUCGGCGAGUACCUGCUCUUCACCAUGAUCUUCAUCACCCUCUCCAUCGUCAUCACCGUGUUUGUGCUCAACGUGCACCACCGCUCACCGCGCACACACACCAUGCCCGCCUGGGUGCGCCGCGUCUUCCUGGACAUCGUGCCGCGCCUGCUCUUCAUGAAACGGCCAUGCGUGGUCAAAGACAACUGCCGGCGGCUCAUCGAGUCCAUGCACAAGAUGGCAAGUGCCCCGCGCUUCGGGCCCGAGCCCGAGGGGGCGCCCAGCAUCAGAGGCAGGGCCCAGAGCCGGGGCCCCUCGCCCUCCCCAUCCUUCUGUGGCCCUGUGGACGAGGCUGUCAAGCCCCAGCCAGCCUGCAAGCUGCCCCUAGACCAGGUUCCUGCUCUACAGCCCUCAGAAGCCGGGAAAGCCAGCCCCUGCCGCCCACCCACUGGUGCCCGGGCCCCAGGGCUGGCCAAAGCCCGGGCCCUGAGUGUCCAGCACAUGUCCAGCCCUGGUGAAGCCGUGGAGGGCAGUGUCCGGUGCCGGUCUCGGAGUGUCCAGUACUGCAUUCCCCGAGAUGAUGCCACCUCCCAGGCUGAGGGCCCCACGGCUGGCUCUCCUGUCUCCCAGGUCUGCUCGGUCGAGCUCGCGCCACCAGACCAGCCCCCUCCAUGCACAUGUGAGUGCAAGAUGGAACCAUCUGUGGCGUCCCCGAACGCCGUGCCCAAAGCCUGCAGCACCAAGGCCCUGCCCCGGCACCUGCCCCUGUCUCCAGCCCUGACGCGGGCGGUCGAGGGCGUCCAGUACAUCGCAGACCACCUGAAGGCGGAAGACACAGACUUCUCGGUGAAGGAGGAUUGGAAAUACGUGGCCAUGGUCAUCGACCGCAUUUUCCUCUGGGUGUUUGUCAUCGUCUGCCUGCUGGGCACUGCGGGCCUCUUCCUGCCACCCUGGCUGGCCGGCAUGAUCUAGGCAGCGGGGGAACAUGCACCUGCCAGACCCAGGUGGUGUCUACGGGCAGCUCACUGGGGGUCUGUGCCUGGCUCUCCGCAGGACUCUCUGGGGCCUAAGGGUCACACCGUUUGCCAAAUAGUCCCUCUGUGCUGUGUCUAUUGUGAGAUGGCCUCGGAAAGGGCUGCUGCCUCCUGAGAGCUGGUGCAGGCUCAGUCUGGCUGGGACCUACCUAGGAGGCAGCCGGCCUGGAAAGGAGUGGCUGGUAAAUGCCUGUUCUUGUCCAUAGGGUGGUGUCAACCACCUGAGUCUUAUAAAGUUUAUCUGGAGCAUGGUGACACAUUGGCUUCCUGCCCAGGAUGCGCAUCUGACCACUCUCAGUGCAACAUCUCAGCAGUGUGACUGUUCCUGAGGGCCGCGACCUUCAGCUCUCUCAGCCCCAAGUGCCCCUCAUCCCUGGGAUCCCUGAGCCCAGGCGCCUGAGCCAGGGGCCUGGCCACCUCUCCCUCCCCAGGCUUGGGGGGACUGCCCCCCUAGGGUUGUCAGACCUGCUCUCCUUCACCCCAUA
Manis pentadactyla (Chinese pangolin) is the source of this 3209-nucleotide messenger RNA. RefSeq names its product cholinergic receptor nicotinic alpha 4 subunit (gene CHRNA4). Gene Ontology annotation, cellular component: neuron projection; synapse; postsynaptic membrane. Lineage: Eukaryota; Metazoa; Chordata; Mammalia; Pholidota; Manidae. The transcript has 8 exons. The record is from RefSeq and is a predicted model, not a curated record. Bases 794 to 2662 code for a protein of 622 amino acids. Gene Ontology annotation, biological process: nervous system process; monoatomic ion transmembrane transport; regulation of membrane potential. Gene Ontology annotation, molecular function: acetylcholine-gated monoatomic cation-selective channel activity; transmembrane signaling receptor activity.